UUUGAAUAUCCGUCGUGUAUCUGUGUGUACUUUUUCGCGUUUUAUAUAUAAAAGACGCACGCGUUAUCUGCAGUUCAACGAACUAACCUAACCUAGUUGGCUAUCGAGUACGCGGCACCACUAGCACCAACAACGCCACCAUAUCCGAUUAUUGCGGCAGCAGCAGUCGGCAGAUGGGUACGCGAUAUUUUCGCGAAAGUUUAUUCGCUUGUUCUGUCCGUGCGCCGCGCGACCGUCGACGUCGUACGCGUCUGCUACGAUCUGCCACCUACACAACACAGUGCAGUCGUGUAUGUACACAAGUCCAAAAAGUCGCAUGCAUCUGUCAGCAAAAUCUCAUCGCUAAUAAUUUUCAAUGUUCAACGAUCUUGAUUAUUUUAAAGUGAUCGAACGUCGAUUUAAUUAUUAUUCGACGUUGUCAUUAGUUUGCUCUCAGAAUGGAUAUCGCUAAAUCCUUAUUCAGUGCUCGCGAUCACGAAGGUUACGUGGGAAAAGAAGAACACGAAAAAAGUGUCAAAGCAGCUGCAUCCGAUGAGGAGACCGAUGACGCCGCUGGAGGGUCUAAUGGCGAAGUGCUGUCACCAGCACCUGGUGGACCAUUUUCUGCUCUUAUACCCUCAAUGUGGCCUCAAGAUAUUUUAGCAAAGCUUAAGGAAAAUGACACAUCUGAUUCAUCAUUGGAAUGUAACUUUGAUGAAUUUGGCUUUAGAAUUGAUAAGGAAAACUGUUUAGAUGAAAACACAAGAAAACUCUUGGAAUCUCAUUUAACAGAAAACCCAAGACAGAGGCUAGAGUGGGCAGCCUUAAUCGAAUUUAAUAGUGACAAAAAUGUUUCCGAAGUAGAUAACGGUAUACCUCACACUGAUAAACUUAGAGAAAUGAUCAGGAAAGGAAUUCCACAUUCACUUAGACCACAAAUCUGGAUGAAAAUGUCUGGUGCAUUACACAAAAAAUUAUCAUCAGAAACCUCCUACAAAGAUAUUAUAAAAGCUUCGAGCAGUGAUGCAUUGAUGACCAGCAAGCAAAUUGAAAAAGACAUCCUUAGAAUCAUGCCUGCCAAUGUUUGCUUUAAUAACUUGCACAGUACUGGCAUUCCUAGACUAAGAAGAGUCAUGCGAGGACUUGCCUGGCUGUAUCCAGACAUAGGAUAUUGUCAAGGAACAGGAACCAUAGCAGCUUCAUUACUACUGUUGCUUGAAGAAGAGGAUGCAUUCUGGUUGAUGGCUACCAUUGUAGAAGAUUUACUUCCAGCAUCAUAUUAUUCUUCAACUCUUAUAGGUAUCAGAGCUGAUCAGCGUGUUCUUCGAACAAUAGUUACUAAUGUCCUUCCAGAUGUUGAUCAAAUUCUUGUUCAGCAUGAUAUAGAGCUAAGUUUAAUAAGUUUAAACUGGUUUUUAACACUAUUUGCAUCUGUAGUUCAUAUGAAAAUAUUACUUAGAAUAUGGGAUCUUUUUCUAUGUGAUGGAUCAAUAGUACUAUUUCAAAUAGCAGCAGCAAUGUUGAAAAUUAAAGAAUCUGAUUUAAAAGCUUUGGAAAACUCCGCACAAAUAUUCAAUGCCUUAUCAGAUAUUCCUGGAGAUAUCACUGAUGCAGAUCAGCUUUUGGGCGUUGCAUUAGAAAUUAGUGGAACAUUUACAGAGGCAUUGGUAGAUACGCAUAGAAGAAGACAUUUGGCAUAUUUAAUGGCUGAUCAAGGUGGCCUUGUUGGGAACCCUGAUGCAGAUCCUAAUUUACCAAAGCAGCAUUUAAAUAAGAGACAAGUUAAACGUACCAAAUCUAUGCUUGAAACUCUAUUAUUUGGGGAUGAAGAAACAGAAGAUGAUCUGAAAUGUAAAAACAUUAGACAAACAGAAAUUUUAGUUGACUUGAGAGAAUCAGUUUUACAGAUUGCUAGACAUUUUAUUACCUUAGAUCCAAAACUCGGUAGUAUUCAACUAACAGCAGAUUAUAGUAUGGAAAGCCACGCAAAAGAUCACGAAAAUUUUAUCAAUGUAUCGCGGAUACGUAACCGACGUGCCAAAGCAUUACUUGAUUUCGAAAGACAUGAUGAUGAUGAACUUGGAUUUCGAAAGAACGAUGUGAUUACUAUAAUAAGUCAAAAGGAUGAACACUGUUGGGUCGGAGAGUUAAAUGGUCUUCGAGGCUGGUUUCCUGCUAAAUUCGUCGAAGUUUUAGAUGAAAGAAGUAAACAGUAUACUUGUGCUGGAGACGAUGCUGUCAGUGAAGCAGUUACCGAUUUAGUUCGUGGUGGUUUAUGUCCAGCUAUCAAAUCUGUAUUAGAGCACGGUAUGAAGAGGCCUUCUUUUUUAGGAGGUACUUGCCACCCGUGGCUUUUUAUUGAAGAAGCAGCCAGUAGAGAAGUUGAAAAAGAUUUUAAUUCUGUGUACAGUAGACUUGUGCUUUGCAAAACCUAUCGUUUAGAUGAAGAUGGAAAAGUGUUGACUCCUGAAGAGUUGUUGUAUCGCUGUGUACAGUCCGUCAAUUUGACGCACGAUAGCGCUCACGCUCAAAUGGAUGUAAAACUUCGUUCUCUUAUAUGUCUUGGCUUGAAUGAACAAGUUUUACAUUUAUGGUUGGAAGUUCUAUGUUCUUGUGUGGAAGUUGUCCAAAAAUGGUAUUAUCCUUGGAGUUUUGUGAACAGUCCUGGUUGGGUACAGAUAAAAUGUGAACUUAGAACGUUAAGUAAUUUUGCAUUCAACCUAAACCCAGAUUGGGAGUUACCACCCAAAAAAGAACACUCACAACCAAUGAAAGACGGCGUGCGCGACAUGCUGGUAAAACAUCACUUGUUCAGCUGGGAUUUAUAAAAAAAUUCAAAUUAUACCGUCUUAAUAGAAAUCUUGCCAUUAAGCCAAAGUCGUAUUAUCACAUUAAUUUCAUAAUGUUUCCAAAAAUGAUCUUUUAAUGGUAAUAAAGAUCUGUAGUAUUUAAAAGAACACUUCAUAAUUUUAAAUUGUCUUAUCACACUUUGAAAAUUAUAGUUCAGUUAAUUGAAGAAAAUUUCAUGUGCAAUAAUGAUAAAUCACUGUGCAAUAUUAUGAAAGAUUUAUUAGUUUAAUUUAUGAAAUUGAACGUCAGUUUUACAACAUAUACUUGAUUUUUAAUUAUUGAAUAUGAUAAGCGUCAAAGAUAGAAUUCUUUCCAUAAAAUGUCAAUGUCUGUUAAUAAGCCAUGAACCUAUGUAGUAUUAUAUUAACGUGUUUUUAAAAUAUUCACUAUUAAUAUUUUUCUAUGUAAUCGCGAAUAGGUAAAUUACUAAUGCAGAGACUGAAUAUAUUGAAUUUCGCAAGAUGCGAUUUGUUUUUGAAUCCAUCGUUGGUCGAUGUAAUGUAAAAUAUUUAAUAAAAUUGUUAAUUGUUAUAAUUAGAGUAAAGAGGCGGCGUGUGUACUUUUCAAAAAAGUCCAAAAAUGUAUUAUUUUACGACGCAAAAUGUUUUAUAAUGGAGCGUAAAACUUGUAAAUUU
This is a messenger RNA of Trichogramma pretiosum, 3464 nucleotides long. RefSeq names its product small G protein signaling modulator 3 homolog. Gene Ontology annotation, molecular function: protein binding. The record is from RefSeq and is a predicted model, not a curated record. The transcript is spliced from 12 exons. Lineage: Eukaryota; Metazoa; Arthropoda; Insecta; Hymenoptera; Trichogrammatidae. Bases 438 to 2807 code for a protein of 789 amino acids.